CCAUUCACCUAUGCAAGGACAAGCCACGUUCACAGCCACUGGAGGUGUUCGAUGACAUUCAGCAAUGGGACAGGUCCUCUAUGGAAGUGGAGAUUAGUGAGACUACGUUUAAUAGAUGGGUGAAUUACACCACAAGCCCAGGCAGCUCAAGAACAUGGGAUGGGACCAAGGGGCGCUGCCCUUACUUGUGGAUAUUCCAGUUAUCAUAGGCUGCUAGAGUCAAGCUUGGCAGAUUUGAAAAAGAAAGAGGAUUGCCUUCUUUGUCCCACAGGGUGUGCUGCUAAUAUGGCCUUGAUGAGCACAAUAGGAAGUUUGGCUUCUCUCUUAGCUGGGAAGGAAUUACCUUCUGGUGAUGAAAUGACUGCCGUCUUUUCUGAUGCAUUAAACCAUGCGUCAAUCAUUGACGGUAUUCGUGUUGCUGAGCGGCAAAAAGGAGUCAAAUUGUACAUAUAUAAACAUUGUGACAUGUCCCACCUCAAUGAGCUCUUAUCUCAAUGUAGAAUGAGGAGGAAAGUUGUGGUGACUGACAGUUUGUUUAGCAUGGAUGGGGACUAUGCACCAAUGGUUGAGCUUGCAAAACUUCGCAAGAAGCAUGACUUUUUGUUUGUCAUUGAUGAUGCUCAUGGAACAUUUGUUUGUGGCAAAAAUGGUGGUGGUGUUGCUGAGGAGUUCAACUGUGAAAAGGAUGUGGACAUAUGCAUUGGUACUCUAAGUAAAGUUGCUGGCUGCCAUGGAGGAUUUAUAGCAUGCAGCGAAAGCUGGAAGCUAUUAAUACAGUCAAGAGGUCGUUCAUUCAUAUUUUCAACUGCUACGCCAGUUCCAGUUGCUGCUGCUGCUCACGCUGCUGUUGGAGUUGCAAAACAUGAGACAUGGCGUAGAAAGGCUAUAUGGAACCAUGUGAAAGACUUUCAUUUGCUUACAGGAAUCCCUGUUACAAGUCACAUUAUAUCUCUAGUAGUUGGCAGUGAAGACAAAGCACUACAAGCAAGGCGGUUUUUAUUGCAAUCUGGCUUCCACGUGACUGCAAUCGGACCACCAGUUGUGCCUCCUAACUCAUGCAGGCUGCGAGUGGCCCUAAGCACAGUUCAUACAAGGCAAGAUUUGGAAAAUCUCACAGCUGCACUCUCCCGUUGCAUAAAUUUCCAGGUCGUCCGUAUGUAUAGCAGCAAUGGCUAUGCAAGAUUGUAGCUUUUGAUAUUCUUUCAAAAUGAGUUUCACUAAUGUAAUUGACAAUAACCUGAAAUAAGUACACGGUGCUUUAUUAGUGGUUCAAUUCAAUUAGAUUCCAUUUAUAGUGGUUAGCUCCA
This is a messenger RNA of Lotus japonicus, 1307 nucleotides long. Its product is annotated as 8-amino-7-oxononanoate synthase-like. The coding region runs from base 160 to 1188 and encodes 342 amino acids. Lineage: Eukaryota; Viridiplantae; Streptophyta; Magnoliopsida; Fabales; Fabaceae. Gene Ontology annotation, molecular function: pyridoxal phosphate binding. The record is from RefSeq and is a predicted model, not a curated record. The transcript has 10 exons. Gene Ontology annotation, biological process: biosynthetic process.